UGUAGCCUUAAAUCUCCUACCAUGGGAGAAGAAGGCGGCGGCCGUAGCUGUGGGACCACUAGGGAGCUGCAGAGGCUGAAGCAGCAGGCGAUGGAGUACUACCGGGAGAACGACGUCCCACGCAGGCUGGAAGAGCUGCUCAACUCCACCUUCUACCUCCAGCCUGCCGACGUCUACGGGCACCUGGCAAACUGCUUUUCUAAACUUGCAAAGCCUCCCACCAUAUGCAAAGUAGUGGGGAAAAACGUAUUGGAUGGACUGGGGCUUCCAACCCUACAAGUGGAAAUAUUCUGCACCAUUCAAAAUUUUCCCAAGAACAUAUGUUCGGUGGUGAUCUCAACGCACUUUGAAGUCCACGAGAACACUCCGCCCGAGCUGGCGGACGCGGAGCAAGCAGAAAGGUCCAAUGCGGUCAGCACGGCUGUGCAGUGGGUCAAUGAAACCAUCACCGAGGAGCUGCGGGGCCUGGCGCCCUUCAACCAGGCUGAGGUGGACCAGGUGCUCAGGACAUUCUUUGAAAAUAAAGUACGAGAAGACAAAGAGAGGAGAGACCUGGAAAGGGGCCUGGAAGACCCAGCAGUGCUCAUCCCUUCGCCUCUACCACCACCACCACCUCCUCCUCCCCCAGCCAGAAAAAGGGGACAAAAGCAAGGGAGGAAUGAUACUUUUACAGAGAAACCCAUUGUGCCUCCAGAACCCGAUGAACCUGUACUGAAUGGCAGCAUGGCCAUAGGGGCCGUGUCACUCGCCGUGGCCAAAACCAGUGCCAUCCUGGACAAUAACCCCCUCUACUUAAAUAUUGCAUUACUGAAGCACCGUCAGGAACAGCCCACAAAGCUAACUGUACCUUUGCCCAUGGUGUCUCUGGUCAGCUGCGGGAAGUCAUCACCUGGGAAGCUGAAUUUAAUGAAAGAAGUGAUUUGUAUACCCCAUCCUGGAUUAACAGCUAAACAAGGCGUGGAGAUGCUUCUGGAAAUUCAGAAACAAAUUAACAGAACAAUUGAAACGCCCCCUCCAAAAACAGAGACCAAAAAAGGGCAUAAUGGAAGCAAGAGAGGUCAACAGCCCAUCAUUGGCAAGAUGUCCCAUCUUGGCUGUUUGACCAUUAAUUACGACACCAUAGAGCAGCCGCUGAUCCUAAUACAAGGCAUCUGUGCGAACCUGGGGCUGGACAUGGGCACAAACCUGCACCUAGCCAUCAACUGUGCUGCACAUGAGCUGAUGGAUUAUAGUAGAGGAAAGUAUGAAGUGAUGCUGGGAAUACACAAAAACGCAGCGGAGAUGGUUGACCUGUACGUGGAUCUGAUCGACAGGUUCCCUUCAAUUAUCGCCUUAAUCGAUCCUUUCAGGAAGGAGGACUCUGAACAGUGGGACAGCAUCUGUAAUGCUCUUGGUUCCAGGUGUUACAUCAUUGCAGGAGCUGCAUCCAAAAGCAUUUCGAAACUUCUAGAGGGUGGUGACAUCAGCACCCCCAAAUCCAGCGGGCUGAUCAUCAAACAUACCAACCAAACUACGAUGUCUGACUUGGUGGAAAUAACCAAUCUUCUUGACAGUAAGAAGCACAUCGCCAUCUUUGGAAGUACAGAAGGAGAGUCGUCUGAUGACAGCCUAGUCGAUUUGGCCAUCGGACUUGGUGUCCGGUUUAUCAAGUUGGGAGGUCUUUCUCGUGGCGAGCGGGUGACUAAGUACAACCGCCUUUUUACUAUAGAGGAAGAACUUGUCCAGAAUGGAACACUGGGUUUCAAUGGAGAACACACUUUUCCCUUGAAUGACGAAGCUGAAAAGGGGACCAAGGCACCCGAGGCUGUGGCCACCAUGGCUGGUGAGCUGCCCGAGCUCCUGGAGCCCGUCUUCCCCACAGAAGUGAUGGAGUCAUCAGCCAAAGCAUGAGCGUCUUCUGGACAGGCCGGCUUUCGGCCACACCACUAGCAUGAGACCCGCAGAACCCGUGUGUGUCCUCACGUUGGCUUUGCCCGACAACAUCCCUAACCAAUGUACUCUUUUUAUUCUUGUGAUUUCACUGGUAACGUCGAUAUGUCGUAUUUCUGCCCGAAAUUACACCUGUGAGCUGGGUCUUCCAGACAUCCCAUUUCCAUGGGGAUUUCGUUUGUGUACCAGCUCUCCUGUCCACUUGGGGGGCCACGACCUAGUAAAAGAGUCCAGUACCUCUGCUGCUGAGUGCACACUCGGCGCAGCUGAGUACUGGUGCCCGAAAGCACAGGCACAUUUUUGUGGCCAGCCUCAUACAGGAAGAAGUGUGAGAACUUCAGUUUUUUUACCAGCCAAACAGCUUCUUACUUCCUUACCCUUAAUUCCCUUUUCCCUGAUUCCCUCCUCUUUCUAAAUUUUCAUCUUUAUUAUAUUACUUACAUGCUUAUGGGUGUCCUAAGAUCCUUUUUGGAAAAAGAAGGUAGUAUAAAUGAAUAAACCCAUCAGUAAAUGGA
Messenger RNA from Callorhinus ursinus (northern fur seal), 2444 nucleotides. RefSeq names its product enolase 4 (gene ENO4). The record is from RefSeq and is a predicted model, not a curated record. NCBI's taxonomy places the organism in Eukaryota, Metazoa, Chordata, Mammalia, Carnivora, Otariidae. Gene Ontology annotation, molecular function: phosphopyruvate hydratase activity; magnesium ion binding. Gene Ontology annotation, biological process: glycolytic process. Gene Ontology annotation, cellular component: phosphopyruvate hydratase complex.